CUUCGAAGACUUUCUCCCCACUCUCUUAGCCUUGCUCAAAUAAUAUCCAUUGCCUUAUUCCAAAAAGACAACACUGACGAUGCCGUUUGACUCCGCCGACGCGCAAAUGCGACCGUCGACGACGAUGAGAGUCCAGCACAGUCUGGGUCACCCGCCGCCGCAGCAGACAGAGCCACUUCACUGCCCCCGUUGCGAUUCCGACAACACCAAGUUCUGCUACUACAACAAUUACAACCUCGCCCAGCCACGCCACUUCUGCAAGUCCUGCCGCCGCUACUGGACCCACGGUGGCACCCUCCGAAAUGUCCCCGUCGGCGGGGGCUCCCGCAAGAACACCAAGCGUUCUCGCCCGUCCUGCUCUUCCUCCUCGGGCUCGCCCUCCUCGUCUUCACUGACACAGGAGGUCAGCUCCGUCGCGCCCACAAAAGCCAUUUCCGUGCCGGUGGAACCGAAGCCAGAGACGGCGUUGGAUCACGAAAAACUGAUGGACUUGAACGAGAGCGCUGUCGGGAACGGCGGCUUCACUUCUCUGUUGAGUGCUCAGGGCCCACCUGCACCUGGGUUCUUGGCGCUUGGCGGGUUUGGGUAUGGAUUCGGGUACGGGUUGGGACUCGGGCAAGGGUUAGACGAAGUUGGUACUUUUGGCUACGGCGGCGGCAGAGGCGUGCUCGCUUUUCCCGAGGAAGGUGACUUUGCAAAUAUUAACCACAACAACAAUGGAGCCGUUUCUGGGGGUUCUGUCGGGUGCAACACGUGGCAGAUUAUGACUGGUGGUGAUGGAAGGAUUGCUGAGGACAACGGGGAUUGCUUUACCUGGCCGGAGCUUGAGAUUUCCAAGUAACAAAAUUACUAUUUUAACCCACAUCCCGGAAGAAAAAGAAAAAGGAUUAAAUUUCCUUUACUUUUUUAUCUUUUCUGGGUUUUUGGUUAGACUUUCUGAUCAUCUCGAUUUGUUUUCCGGGUCGGAUUCUAUGGUGGGUUUGUAGUACAGAUAUAUCGCUAUAGGUUACAAAAGUUUGUUGCUUUCGGUGGCUCUAUGUUUUCUGGUUUAGGGUUUAGUUUUUCUUGGGUCUGUAAAUGUUCCGUCUUUGGACAGAAACACUGCAAAAAAAAGGACAAAGACGACUGCUUUUUCGGUAAAACUGCAUUUACUUUCCAUGCAAUUUCAUCUUCUUGGUUAAUUUGAGA
Messenger RNA from Pyrus x bretschneideri (Chinese white pear), 1188 nucleotides. Its product is annotated as dof zinc finger protein DOF1.6-like. The transcript has a single exon. The record is from RefSeq and is a predicted model, not a curated record. Lineage: Eukaryota; Viridiplantae; Streptophyta; Magnoliopsida; Rosales; Rosaceae. Gene Ontology annotation, biological process: regulation of DNA-templated transcription. Bases 80 to 841 code for a protein of 253 amino acids. Gene Ontology annotation, molecular function: DNA-binding transcription factor activity; DNA binding.